This is a messenger RNA of Triticum turgidum subsp. durum (durum wheat), 882 nucleotides long. NCBI's taxonomy places the organism in Eukaryota, Viridiplantae, Streptophyta, Magnoliopsida, Poales, Poaceae. The record is from the annotation of a GenBank genome assembly.
AUGACGGUGGCGGCGGCGGGCGCGGGCAGGCGUUACGCGCUGUUGCUGGCGGUGAACGACUCGGACUACGCCAGGAAGGCGCACGGCGGGUACCGGAACGUGUUCUUCCGCGCCCUCCGCUCCGGCGAACCCGACGAGGCGUGGGACUGCUACCGCGUAAUCGACGGCGAGUUCCCGGCAGCAGAGGAUCUGGGCCUGUACGACGGCUUCGUGGUGAGCGGCAGCCCGCACGAUGCCCACGGCGACGGCGCCCCGUGCUGGGUCCGCCGCCUCUGCCUCCUCCUCCGGACCGUCCACGCCAUGGGGAAGCGCGUCCUCGGCGUCUGCUUCGGCCACCAGGCCCUGUGCCGCGCGCUGGGCGGGAGGGUCGGGAGGUCGCCCAGCGGCUGGGACGUCGGGGUGAAGGAGGUGACCUUCGUGGAUGAUUUGGAAUGGCCCUUCGAGUUCUUGCCCGUGGAGCCACCCCGGAACGCCUCCAUCAUCGAGGUUCACCAAGACGAGGUGUGGGAGGUACCGCCCGGUGGCAAGGUGCUGGCCUACUCCGACAAGACGCGCGUGGAGAUGUUCGCCGUCGGCGACAACGCCCUCGGCAUCCAGGGCCACCCGGAGUACACCAACGACAUCCUGCUCAACCUCACCAACCGCCUCGUCAACAACAGCACCAUCGACGGGUGCGUGGGCGAGGACGCGCGGAGGACGGCGGAGAGCGGCGAGCCGGACCGCGAGUUCUGGACGGGGCUCUGCAAGGCCUUCCUGAGGGGGUCAGGGUGCACCGGCGGCGGCGGCGCCCCCAGGCCGCCGCCGCAGGGACCGGCGCCGGAGCUUAGCUGCAGCCACCACGUCGCUCACUUCCCUGCCACCGCCUCCCCCAUUGGCUUGUAG